Gymnodraco acuticeps is the source of this 1741-nucleotide messenger RNA. RefSeq lists its product as uncharacterized. Bases 141 to 1355 code for a protein of 404 amino acids. The transcript has 12 exons. Lineage: Eukaryota; Metazoa; Chordata; Actinopteri; Perciformes; Bathydraconidae. The record is from RefSeq and is a predicted model, not a curated record.
UUACCUUCUUCACCACCUACUCAGCUAUCUUCACCACCUACUCAUCUACCUUACCUUCUUCACCACCUACUCAGCUAUCUUCACCACCUACUCAUCCACCACUAUCUUCACCACCCAGCUUUAUCUCGUGAGCAGUUACAAUGCCACGUCUUAAAUCAUCCCGCCGUUCCCAGGCUUCAAAGCUACGCGUGGCUGGGAGACGUGUGGGACAUCAGCAGCCUGGCAAUGCCAGAUUCGCACCCGCCGGCGGUACCGGUGACCGCCAUAGAGUGCGAAAAUGGCCAAUUUCGUCCCUGACCGGACGACAACACAAAUUGGUCGUACCAGCCGAGUCUCCAGACAAGGAAUUUGUCCUCCUUGUUGGAGCUUCACAUCUCCGUUCCAUCGUCGAUGGAAUUGUGAAGAUGCCAGAGGGAAGGUUUUCCUUUGGUGCCAUGUCCACACCGGGGGCAUGCGCAACCCAGCUGCGAACCGAGGCAGCCAAUGCUGUGCUGCCUAGGACACCAGAUGCAGUCUGUGUGAUGGCUCCCAGCAACAACCUGACAUCCAGCAGGACCAUCACUGAAGCAGGAGAGGAUUAUGCAAAGCUCCUUGCGACUGCCUGCAGUCGCUGGCCUAACGUUUUUGCCUUGGACUUCCCCCCGCGCCUUACCGUUGACCCUGACUACCAAGACAUGAUGCGUCAGGAAUUUCGUCGUGUUGCGGCACGUAUGGGCGUGAAGUACACAGAAAUUGCAGAGUACUUCCCUUUUAAAGAACUUGACCUGUGGAGCAGAGAUGGCGUGCACUUGAGCGACAGUGCGGGAAUGCCAAUCCUGGUCGGUUCGAUCUGGAACGCAGCAUACAUGCAACUUGUUCCAGCCGAGCCGACGCCAUCUCCUGUUGUCCACAGAAGAUCACCGCCUGCGAGGAGAGUCACUCCAAGGGUGAUUGUUAAAGGAGAGGUUGCCAAAUCACCGCAACUGGAUCCUUCCAAGUGGACCGUUAUCGGCCAGGGCAGGAAGAGGAGCCAACACGAUGAACCUGAGCAGUCCAUUGAUGCACUUAAACCAGCAGGGACUGUUCAGCAGGAGGAUUUGGAGGAGAGUUAUCUUCCACUGACACCUGUGUGGUUCAGCAGUGCAAUGUUGGUUGAGAUGAACAAAAUUAGUCCAUCCCAUCUUCCUGGCCCUGAUGAGUGCACACCACCGGUUCCAAAACGGAAAAAGAAAACAAAGAUGGAGCUGAAGCAGAGGGCUCCUGCCUCCAUGAAGACCCUGGCAAUGCGACAGGGGGAGGCAGCUCCCAUGGUUGUGGAGGUGAUUUUACGGCCACCUACCAGUAGAGGGACAGUUGCUGUGGAGCAGCAGGUGUAGCCAUUCCCCGAGCUGGAGCUAUCGCCAGGGCUGGAGCCAUCGCCAGGGCUGGAGCCAUUGCCAUCCCCCAGCAACGAGCCAUCACCCAGCAACGAGCCAUCACCCAGCAACGAGCCAUCACCCAGCAACGAGCCAUCACCCAGCAACGAGCCAUCACCCAGCGUGAUAGUGGAUGUUGAUGAUGACAGCAGAUGGAGAACAGGUAAGGGUUAUGGUUGCAUGUGUUCAGAGAAAGUGCAGUUGGCUGUUGUCGCAGGGACUGUUGUGAGGUAUGCAUCAGUUUCUGACGAUAGAAUAUCUGUUGCAUGUUCUAUAGCGGCUGCGAUUAAACAUUUGAUUGCGCCUGUGUGUACGUGGAGCAGUACAGAUAUCGAUGCCAUACGUGU